AUGCACCAGGAAGUAGUCGAGUUCACCGCGAAGAAUGUUGCAGUCGAUCCAGUCCGCCAUCUCACGUACGGAUCCGGCUUCUCGCCCCGUUCCUCACUUAACUCCAAUUUCCAGCCGCGUGAGCCCGUGCGAUAUGAGGACAUCAUCGUCCAACCUGGAGUGACCGCGGUUAUCGACAGCCUAGCAUGUGCCAUCUGCAACGAAGGCGAGGGCAUCAUUAUCCCGCAUCCCUUUUACAUGGGUUUCGCUGUGGACAUCCCAACUCGGGCCAGAGGCGUGAUUGUCCCGGCGGUGUUCCAGUCACUCGCCGAUCAUAGGGGGUUUGUCGAUGUUUUCGACGCCGAGAUGAACAUUGAGGCCUUAGACAAGGCGCUUAAAGGAACCCAAGAGAAUGGCAUCAAAGUCCGGGCGGUUCUCCUAACCAACCCUCACAACCCACUGGGGAGAUGCUAUAACCCCAGAGCGCCAGCCCCUGUACCCUUCACGUCGAUUCUGGCGCUGAACCUCGCCGACCGGAUCGACCCCCAGCUUGUCCACCUUGCGUACGGGGCAAGCAAAGACUUCUGUGCCAACGGGCUGCGGCUAGGCAUGCUGUACACCAGAAAUCAAGGGCUUCUGGCGGCGAUUGCUGGGACAAGCAUGCUUGCCUGGCCGCCGUACAUUAUCCAAGACCUCUGGGCCAGCAUGCUAGAGAACGGUGCUUACACGGAGGACUUCUUCGCAACAAACCAGCAGCGCCUGGCUGAGCAGUAUGCUUUUGCGACGCAAUUCUUGGACGACCACGGGAUCCCGUACUACCGAGACUCAUACGCUGGCAUGUUCAUCUGGAUUGAUCUCAGACGAUACAUGAUCCGGGGAGAGGAGUUACCCAGUCUCUCAAUCUACACCCUAAAUUCUCGAGACAAGGAAGUUUAUCAGCAGCGAGAGUUGGAAAUCAGCAACCGCUGCGUUGCGAACGGGGUCGCCAUCGCGCUGGGGACCAAUUUCUGCACCGAAGAGCUGGGCUGGUUCCGCCUCACAUUUUCAGUGUCCAGGCAGGCGCUGGAGGUUGAACUUCAGAGGAUGGUGAAGGCACUGCAAGAUAUUACACAAUGA
Messenger RNA from Parathielavia appendiculata, 1095 nucleotides. Its product is annotated as putative aminotransferase class I and II family protein. The transcript is spliced from 6 exons. Bases 1 to 1095 code for a protein of 364 amino acids. NCBI's taxonomy places the organism in Eukaryota, Fungi, Ascomycota, Sordariomycetes, Sordariales, Chaetomiaceae. Gene Ontology annotation, biological process: amino acid metabolic process; biosynthetic process. The record is from RefSeq and is a predicted model, not a curated record. Gene Ontology annotation, molecular function: transaminase activity; pyridoxal phosphate binding.